This is a messenger RNA of Protobothrops mucrosquamatus (brown spotted pit viper), 1140 nucleotides long. It is a transcript of the gene MAIP1, whose product is annotated as matrix AAA peptidase interacting protein 1. The record is from RefSeq and is a predicted model, not a curated record. NCBI's taxonomy places the organism in Eukaryota, Metazoa, Chordata, Lepidosauria, Squamata, Viperidae. Gene Ontology annotation, molecular function: ribosome binding. Gene Ontology annotation, cellular component: mitochondrial inner membrane. Gene Ontology annotation, biological process: protein insertion into mitochondrial inner membrane from matrix; inner mitochondrial membrane organization.
GUGCCGAGGCGGGGAGUUAUGGGGCUGACCCGGGGAGUCCUCUGCAGGCGCUGCUGCUGGCAGCUGCGGGAGCUCCCCGCCCUCCCGAGAAGCUCCUCCGCUUCAACCGCCCGACGCGGAGGGGUCGGACAACUCUUGGCUCCCUCUGGCCGCUGCCCGUUUCUGCUGCUGCCCUCCGCGCGCUUUUAUAGCAGCGGCCCCGGUGACUCCAGGUCGGAGGAGCGGGCGGUGUUCCUGGGGUUCCCCAACCCCUUGAGGUGGCUCCGCACUCGCCUCUACUUCUUCCUCAUCCGCACCUACUUUGACCGCGACUUCAGCAUCCAGGAGUUCAUGCAAGGGGCGAAGCACGCCUUUACUGUUGUUUCAAGGUUAAUUUCUCAGUGUAAAUACGAUGUAUUGGAAGAACUUGUAUCGAAAGAGAUGAUUCAGGUGUUAAAAGAGAAGAUUUCUUCAUUGUCUGAAAACCACAGAAAAGCUCUGGCUGCGGAGAUGGAUGAAAUUAUGUUCACAGCAGCAGGAGAUGUGGGCAUUUACUAUGAUGACAGUGGGUUUCGAAGAGAAUUCACACAGGGUGUGAAGCCAGACUGGAUGAUUACUUGGAUUGAACACCCAAACUUAUUGGAAUAAGUUCCCAGAACAGAGACUGUCAUAUACUAGUAAUAUUUUGACAUAUCAACAGACAUCUCAAGAUUUGUAUGCCACAAUACAUAGUGGACUAAUUUUUUGAGUUUUGCUUGAAUACCAUCUUGCUCUGAAUAAUAUAAAUAAUAUCUUUCCCAUCAGAGCUGAAAGCACAGUUUGGACCAAUGUAAUGGGGAACAUGUUAGGUUUGUAUGAAAAACAUCUUGAUGUGCUCUGGAAGAAGAUAAUUCAUAGUUCGUAACUGAACAUUGCAUCCUUUUUCUUCAACCAUCUUCAGAUACUGAAAUGGGUGGUUUCAAAAAAAUGAGAAAAAGAAAGAAGUGACGUUCCAAAUAUCAGACUUUUACCUGACUCCAUUGAUACACAGUACUUAACAGCCAAGGUCUUGAUUUAAUGAUCAAAUACAUUAGAAUACUUAAAUUACUUUUCAGUGGACAUAUUAUCUGGAUCAUUCAGCAAUGAAAGUAAAGAUGUUUCAAUAGACCUCAUAUUUAUACC